UAAUCAAGGGUUUCCAAAUGUCGAUCGGCGGACCAACCAGCCAAGAUGGCGGACCUCGAAGCAGUUUUGGCCGAUGUUUCCUAUCUGAUGGCGAUGGAAAAGUCCAAAUCCACGCCAGCAGCAAGAGCAAGCAAGAAAAUAUGCCUUCCAGAUCCAUCAGUCUACCAUGUAAUGCACAAAUAUCUUAGCGAGCGCAACGAGGUUACAUUUGACAAAAUUUUCGACCAGCGCUUAGGAUUUCUCCUCUUCAAAGAGUUCUGUAAGUGUCAGUGUGACGAGCCAGUCCCUCAACUUGAUUUCUACGAAGCGAUUAAAGAUUAUGAAAAACUGAAAACACAGGAAGAGAGAGUACAAAAAGCCAGAGAAAUCUAUGACAACUUCAUUAUGCGUGAACUUCUUGCUUGCUCACAUUCAUUUUCAGAAUCUGCAUUUAAGCAUGUCUGGAAAUACAUCUCUGAAAAAGAGCUUCCUUCAGAUUUAUUCGAGCCUUACAUGCUUGAAAUUCGAGACAGUUUGAGAGGAACUGUUUUCCAGAAAUUUUUGAAAAGUGAUAGAUGGAACCGAUUCUGUCAGUGGAAAAACCUAGAACUGAAUAUAAAUCUCACAAUGAAUGACUUUAGUGUACAUAGAAUUAUUGGUAGGGGUGGGUUUGGAGAGGUGUAUGGAUGUCGGAAAGCUGAUACAGGCAAAAUGUAUGCAAUGAAGUGUCUAGACAAAAAGAGGAUUAAGUUGAAACAAGGCGAGACGCUAGCACUAAAUGAGAGGAUAAUGCUAUCUAUGGUUAACUGCCCAUUUAUUGUCUGUAUGACAUACGCAUUCCAAACUCCUGACAAGCUCUGCUUUGUGCUAGAUCUAAUGAAUGGUGGUGACUUACACUAUCAUCUUUCUCAACAUGGUGUCUUUGCUGAAAGUGAGGUGAAGUUUUAUGCCUCAGAGAUCAUUCUUGGACUUCAACAUAUGCAUGAGCGCAAAAUUUGCUACAGAGAUCUAAAGCCUGCGAAUAUCCUGCUGGAUGAACAUGGUCAUGUACGAAUAUCAGAUCUUGGCCUCGCUUGUGACUUCUCUAAAAAGAAACCACAUGCCAGUGUAGGAACGCACGGCUAUAUGGCCCCUGAAGUGCUGAAGAAGGGCGAGGCAUACGAUUCUUGUGCCGACUGGUUCUCACUUGGCUGCAUGCUCUUUAAACUUCUUGUUGGGCACAGUCCAUUCAGACAACACAAGACAAAGGAUAAACACGAAAUCGACAGACUCACCUUGACUCUUGACGUCGACUAUCCUGAGUACUUCUCUGAGGACAUGGUUUCGCUUCUAAAAGGACUGCUCAACAGAGAUGUACCUUGUAGACUUGGAUGCAGAGGGAGGGGAGCAUCUGAGGUCAGAGAACAUAGUUUCUUCAAGGACAUUGAUUGGAAACUUGUUGAACUCCUCAAGUACCCACCGCCUCUCAUCCCACCGAGAGGCGAGGUGAAUGCCGCGGAUGCCUUCGACAUUGGUUCCUUUGAUGAGGAUGACGUGAAAGGCAUAAAGAUGACAGAUCAGGACCAAGAAAUUUACAAAGACUUUAACUUGGUGGUUUCUGAGAGAUGGCAAACUGAGAUUUCAGAAACUGUAUUUGAGGUUGUUAACCAGGAACACGACAAAUGUCAGGCAAAGAAAAAACCGAAACAUCAGAAUUCAAUUACAGACAUGGCAGAAGAUGGCGACAGGUUACUGGAGGGCUAUCUGUAUAAGCUGGGCGGGCCGUUCAUGAACAGUUGGCAGCGGCGGUACGUCCACCUGUUCCCCAACAGACUAGAGUGGAGAGGGGAACAGAUGAACUCUCCAAGUUUACUUGUGAUGGAAAACAUCACUGGGGUGGAAGAAAUCCAGCAUAAGGGAUUUAACUGCAUCAAGAUCAGCAUCAACGGAAGAGACCCACAGAUUCUCAGAGCAGAGACUGAAACAGAAUUCCAAGAAUGGCUAAAGGAGAUAAAGCAAUCGUUUCAGCAGGCACAGGUCAUGAUGAAGGCCGGCGCAAAAAUAAUGAGCACUGGUCAUCGCUACGUCACACAGUACAGCAAAGAGGAAAAUGGUCCUGUCCCAUCACACGGUCCAUCCUUGCCUUAACCUUGACCAACUUCGACCUCGUACUUGCCAGGGCACGUGAAGGUCACGUGACUGACAAAGAUUUAUUGAACUAACAUGCAGUAGUGUACAUACUUAGAAGCGAGGCUAGACGAGCCCGUAAUGCUAUUGAUCAGCGCUAGACAUGCGCUAUUGGGGUGGAUAUUGCGCACACAUGCGCGAAGUGGGAGAAGGUGAGAUGUGUGAAAACGCUGCCUGAGUGAUCAGGCCAGUCCGCUCAGCAACUGAAAUUCGCUAUUCAGGGUGGGUGGGGUGUAUAAUUUCCUGUAUCACUUAGCCAUGUGGUACACCAGGAGAUUUGUCUAAAAGAUCUAUGAAAAAUCUAGCUCAAAGUAUUGGAUAGGCCUGAGGUUCGAACUACAUGAAUGUAGGAGUAAGACCACAUAGGGUCUUGUAAUUUAUAAUAACUUAGUAACACUUUUCCGUGGGGCUUUCCAAUUCUAUGUCACGCUGCCUCAGUCAUAAUCAUAUUGUGUUAGUGAAUACAUUUUUCCUACAGUUAUAGCGUAUGUCUGGCUCAGUUAUAGUUUGCUUCUGCCUAUAACACUGACAAGUGUGCUUUUCCCAUUGUCAGCCUCGCAUUUCGCAUAGCUCAUGUAUUACUCACUCAGAUUUGUAAAAUCUUUGGAGGCUACAAGCCUCAAUGUUGUGGCCUUUCCCUUCUAACGAUUCCCAAGAAACAAAAGGGCUGUCACAUCAUUUGAUCCCAAUAAUUUGAUAUACUGGUUAAGUGUCUUUCUCUGACUUGAAGAGCUACAGUAAAGGUUAGGGUGGAUGUGAAAUUUUCCCAUAUGGUGGAUGUGAAAUUUUCCCAUAUCAUAAUUUGAUAUCUUGUUGAAGUUCUGUGUUUUUACUGUUUGCCUAAUGGAGUGUUUACUGUUGUCACAUAUCUCAUUGUUCAGCACAAUGGGCUUUUUAUCUCUUCUUUUUUAUAUUCCUCUAAUUUUUUAGAUAGGUACAUAGGUUUAAAACUAAUUGUGUUGUACUCCUUGCUCAUUUCCACAAAGUUGAACCUGAAUUCAAUAUAUGCUACAAUGUCCACAAGACAAAAGCAUCAAAUUGAGGCUCUAUUCUAACUUUAUUACAUUUGCUGUAAUUCUUGAAGAAAGCCUUGAUUUGGGUUAAAUUUUUAAUGUUAGUUCCAGGCAUUGGCGCAUAUAUCAGGCUUUUAUUGUACAUGGACAUUUUAACAAUACUUUAACUAUUUAACAGUGUUAAUAUGCUAUUGAAUUCACCAGAUAGCUGGGUUAGCUAAGGUGCCUGUUUUUUUUUUGUUUUUUGUUUUUUUUACUGCUGUGUCAGCUUUCAUAGCUCAACGCUGCAGUGUUAUAAUUCAAUACUACAAAGUUUGUGUCCGCUCUACACAGACAUGUGUUUGUUAAGUGCUGCACUUAUAGUUUCUACUCUGUUUAAUUUCGAGCUUUAAACUCAGCUAAAUUAGUGUUCACUUUUUUUGGUUUAGAUCCAUUUUAGGUCAUGUAACACAUGGAAUGGGACUCUUUCAUAAAAUUUCAGUCCUUGCUUUAUCCGAUGACAGCAGCUUUUCAGUGAGUUUGCUAAUUGAAGGAUAAGUAUCUUUCUUGGAAAAUCAUAUUAAAACUUUGUUUAAUUAGAGUUUGCAAGUUCAAAAGUGCUAUUAAUAAAUCUGGCACUUUGUUACUCUGUCUGUUUCUCUUUUGGAUGAUGGGUAACAAGCUUUGACGUAUUAUUGUGGUGCAUUUGCUUAGUAAAAAUCAAAGGGAAGAAACAAUAAAUGUGUAUAAAUCAAACUGCCACCACCAGUUUUUUGUUCUAUCUGAUGGGCAUCAGAAUGCCACAGGUAGCCACAAGAAUAUAAAAGUAUCUUGCAAUUUCCCAAGAGAGACUGUAAGUUGGUGUAUUAUUAGAUUCAAAUCAAUUUUAAGAGAUUUGUGUACAAAGUUAUAUAAACUAGGACAUUAUAUCUGUAAAUUUGUAUGUGGCACAGACACUUCAACUGAAAUGAGAUUCUCUUUGGUGUGAACUUCAUAGACUUUCUUCAGAUGAAGUUCGUUUAUGUGGAUAUAUUACCGAUUUAAAAAAGCACUAUUUGACAUGGCAAAAACAUAUCAGCCAGGUGCAUUGCCUUUGUGUUGAUUUUCCUGACUUUAACUUAAAUAGAAAGACAUCUCAUCUCAAUUCUAGUACACUUUAUGAGGUGUUGUAGUGUCUGUGUUAUAUGUCAUCUUAGAAUAAUAGGCCAAUACUACAAAUUUAAAAUAAACCUAAUUGCAGCUUAAAUAUGCUGCACAGUUCUUUGUAACUAAUCCUUACCCUAAAUUGUUAAUAACAUGGCUCAAGAGAAA
Molecule: messenger RNA, 4448 nt
Organism: Nematostella vectensis (starlet sea anemone)
Lineage: Eukaryota; Metazoa; Cnidaria; Anthozoa; Actiniaria; Edwardsiidae
Product: beta-adrenergic receptor kinase 2
Exons: 23
Coding region: 46-2106 (686 amino acids)
Biological process (GO): regulation of signal transduction; protein phosphorylation; G protein-coupled receptor signaling pathway
Molecular function (GO): G protein-coupled receptor kinase activity; ATP binding; G protein-coupled receptor binding
Source: RefSeq, a predicted model, not a curated record